Messenger RNA from Rhodofomes roseus, 821 nucleotides. RefSeq lists its product as uncharacterized. NCBI's taxonomy places the organism in Eukaryota, Fungi, Basidiomycota, Agaricomycetes, Polyporales, Fomitopsidaceae. The transcript is spliced from 4 exons. The record is from RefSeq and is a predicted model, not a curated record. Bases 1 to 720 code for a protein of 239 amino acids.
AUGUGCCUCUGCAUCUACAAAGGUGGAGCCACAUACCAGAAACAGCAAGAUCAUUUACCAGGCACAAAGGACUACAAGCAUGUCGCUCCCCCGAACCCCACCACUUCGUCGCACUCCGCUCGCUACCUCUGUCUAAUCGAGGUUCUCCGGUGCAAAGGAACGUUCGAGCCCCGAUUCGACGUGGAGCACGCCACUGCCUGGCUUGCCUGGGCCCAUGGUGCUCGCUGGCUCGUGCGGAUGCUCUUCGAGUCCUACGCUCUAGCGACCGCUCACGGCGACACCCGCAUCCCCCUUCCAUCCGGUAUCCCCGAGGUCUGCGAGCUUAUUGAGCACCUGGACUGCGUGUUCCUCAACCUCCGCUCCGAGCAGAACGAGGCGCCGCUCCUAUACGCGACCAUCCCUUGGUCCCCGGACCAGCUUCAGAAGGAGCAAGCCGCUGCGGAAGAAGCCCGACCCCCUCCUCCUCCAUCGUAUAAUGAUCCUCCCCUCCGCCUCUCCUCCCUCCGCAGUUCGACCGACAACUGGGACCGCGUCCUUGCCGCGACGGACCGUUCCUUGGAUGUCCUCCGCCUCGAGCUUGGCCACCUCCACCGCGGCCUGGCUGAGGCCCGGAUCGACCAGCUGUCCGUGAUGCGCGAAGUAGUCUCCAUCUCGGGCCGUCUAGAGGACAUAUGUGACGCGCGAGACAUCCCUCCCCCGUUGGAAUUAAUCCGUGACUGAACCCUUACGAGUAGCAUCUUCCUCCGUCCGGUUUGUUCCCCCCCGGUACCCGUAUGUCCUGGCAUGUAACAGCUUGCGGAGUUCAAUAGAUCUGACUUGUG